AUGUGCAGUCCGUACCUCUUCAAUGCAACAGAUAGGAGCAGCUCGGGGCACACCAAACUGCGCCCAAAGCAGCUGUUGACACCGCCAACAACUAAGGGGCAGCAGGAGCUCCAGAGAUCAGACCAGUCUAUGGACCAGACGAAGCUAAAUAUAGCACUGGUGUUGCUACAGGAUUCUCUGGCAGCAGAGAUCGAGGGAACGAUGAGGAAGGAGUUGAGUAUGGAUGACCCCGAGUGCGAGGAACAGAAAGUCCACCGGAGGCGUGUGUUUGAGACGGUGAAGAACGUGAACCAGACGGUCCGUCAGCGCUCUCUGACUCCGACCAGCAACAUCCCGGGGUCCAACCAGUCUCUGUCGGCCCGCACGUCUCCACAGUCCAGCGGCCUCUCCACGCCGUACAGCAGCAUGUACGGUGGAGACGUCAGCGGAGACAGCGUCGCCCUCGACAACCGAACGCAGAGCAUCCUGAUGGAGAAGGCAGCCAAUCAGGACAGCAGCUCAGAGGGUCGAGAGAAGAAGGCAGCGGGAGCGGAGGACCUUCGUCUCGCCCUGCGCCGCCUUUCUCUUCGUCGACAAAACAACCUGAGCGAGAGGCGCUUCUUUGAAGAGGAGAGGGUUCGGAAACGAGGAGGAAACGAAGGUCUACACGACGCCAUGGGCCAGGAGAGUGGGAUGACCCCCUCGGAAAGCAUCAUGUCCCUCGGGAACCUCCACCUUUGGACCACUCGGGGGCCCUACCUCCCCGACAAACUCCAGAUCGUCAAACCGCUCGAAGGUGAGGGAGAGAGGGAGAAUCAGCCGAGAUGCAAAGCGGGGAGGAAGCGGGAAGGAGACAAACAGAAAGUGAUCGGGACAAAGAAAGGCAGCAAGAGAAGUUUGGGGACGGAAGGGGAGAGGGAGAGAGGAUGGGGGUGGGUCAGGAAGACCAGAGCUGGGAUAGAGAGGGACAGAGGGAGGAGGUGGGCUAAAGACCGAGCCGGCAGCAGGAAGGGGAAGGCAGCGAAGGAGAGGCCUCUGCCGCUCAUGCUCUUCAACUCUUUCUGGUCUCUGAUGCACCGUCACAAGUCCGGCAGCUUCGCGUCUCCACACAGUUACUACAAAGACACGCAGCCCAGGGGGUGGCUGUAG
Notothenia coriiceps (black rockcod) is the source of this 1128-nucleotide messenger RNA. Its product is annotated as trafficking kinesin-binding protein 1-like. Gene Ontology annotation, biological process: neurogenesis; endosome to lysosome transport; mitochondrion distribution. The coding region runs from base 1 to 1128 and encodes 375 amino acids. Gene Ontology annotation, cellular component: dendrite; cytoplasmic vesicle; mitochondrion. Lineage: Eukaryota; Metazoa; Chordata; Actinopteri; Perciformes; Nototheniidae. Gene Ontology annotation, molecular function: GABA receptor binding; myosin binding. The transcript has 5 exons. The record is from RefSeq and is a predicted model, not a curated record.